This is a messenger RNA of Anopheles bellator, 1460 nucleotides long. RefSeq names its product mitogen-activated protein kinase kinase kinase 15-like. The annotation marks the transcript as partial. The transcript has 2 exons. The record is from RefSeq and is a predicted model, not a curated record. Gene Ontology annotation, molecular function: protein binding; protein kinase activity. Lineage: Eukaryota; Metazoa; Arthropoda; Insecta; Diptera; Culicidae.
ACGCACAUGCAGGCACCAAAACCGGCGGUAGCAUGUCCAAUUUGAGUGAAAUCUCUGGUGGCACGGCAGUGGCCGCGGGUGCAGGCUCAGGAUCGGGUCUAGCAUCUGGGACGGGAGGAGGCCACCAGCGUCCCCGCAUGGACAUUGCGGUAGUAAUCGAUUGUGAGCAGAGCGCUUUUCUUAACCAACGAAAGGCAGCCCUCGAGGAAGUGCGGCAGGCGUGCGCUCAGGUCGGCGGAAAUCUUCAGCUGCUCCUGUUCGAGGUACUCGACUACGGCGACCUUAACACGCUGGAGUCGUUCUACAAUGCCGACAUCGUGGUGGUUGACCUAAGCGUACAGACGCAGCAAAGCACGCUCUGCUAUCAGUUAGGCGUGCGUGAAAGCUUCGAAAUGAAAGGCAACAUUGUCAUCUAUAACGACACGCAGAACGAGGCGACACUGCGUAUGAAGCUUUCAUGUGGCAACUAUCAGUUUGUCUCGUAUCGGCUGCACGAGAGUGGCAGUUGCGUGUUGAUUACGAGCCCACUCAAGAGCGGUCAGACUCAACAGCAGCAACAGCCAACAUCAUUACUCGCUGCGCUUCGGAAACUGUUCCAAGAAGUGGAGAUCCAGUCGAAGGCACAUUUGCGCGAAAAGUUUUUGUCGGAUCUGCGAAGCUUGCGCGAUCAGCACGCAGGCAAUGUAGAGGAGCUGCAGCGCAUGUUGCGCAAUAUGCGGAAGCGACUCGACGACCCUCACGUCCUCUCGAAGGAGAUCGUUCAGACGUACAUGCUGUCGUUGCGGGACGUUCAGGAUUAUGACGCAAUGGUGCAGCUAGUCGAUGAUUUGCAGACGAUACCAAACAAGCAAAACUACAUCAAUACCGGCCACAUGCACUACCUGUACGCGUUCGCGCUGAACCGCCGCAAUCAGGAGGGAGACCGGGAGCGAGCGCUCCGUACCUGUACGAAAGCGCUCGAGAAGAAGGAGAAUCAUUUCCCAGACAUGCUGUGCCUGUACGGACGAAUCUACAAGGACAUGUUUGUGGAAUCGAACCACACUGAUCAGGAAAGUCUCCGAAACGCGAUUAUCUGGUACCGGAAGUCGUUCGAAGUACAGCCGAACGAGUUUGCCGGCAUCAACUUGGCCACACUGCUGGUGAUCGACGGCAAGGACUUCAGUGACAGUGAGCUACAGUACAUCGGUAUGAAGUUGAACAAUCUCAUCGGCAAAAAAGGCUCGUUGGCGGAAAUCCACGACUACUGGGACGUUGCCACGUUCUUUGAAAUGUCAGUGCUGGCGGAGAACUACGCUAAAGCGAUCCAAGCCGCCGAGUACAUGUUUAAAUUACGCCCGCCGAAGUGGUACUUGAAGUCAACCAUCGGUAACAUCAUGCUGAUCGAUCGGGCGCGCAAGCGUACCGAGGAACAGGGUGCACUCCCAAUCGAGCAGCAAAUUUUCCAGUUUUGGAUGGAAUUU